This is a messenger RNA of Penicillium maclennaniae, 1530 nucleotides long. RefSeq names its product glycoside hydrolase family 47 protein. The transcript has 4 exons. NCBI's taxonomy places the organism in Eukaryota, Fungi, Ascomycota, Eurotiomycetes, Eurotiales, Aspergillaceae. Gene Ontology annotation, molecular function: calcium ion binding; mannosyl-oligosaccharide 1,2-alpha-mannosidase activity. The record is from RefSeq and is a predicted model, not a curated record. Gene Ontology annotation, cellular component: Golgi membrane; endoplasmic reticulum. Gene Ontology annotation, biological process: N-glycan processing; carbohydrate metabolic process. Bases 1 to 1530 code for a protein of 509 amino acids.
AUGCGCGCUCCUUCUCUUUUGCUAGCUGCAGUGGGCCUGGCAGGUUCAGCUGUUGCUCGUCCUUUUGGUGAGACCGAGGCCGUCCUUGGUCAACAAUUGCAGAGCCAGGAGAAGGCCGAUGCCGUGAAGGAAGCCUUUCAGCAUGCAUGGAAUGGGUAUAUGAAAUAUGCAUUUCCUCAUGACGAGCUGCACCCUGUCAGCAAUGGAUUCGGUGAUUCCAGAAAUGGAUGGGGUGCCUCGGCGGUAGAUGCGCUCUCGACCGCAAUUGUCAUGGGUAAUGCGGAUGCUGUCAACACCAUUCUGGACCAUAUCGCGAAGAUCGACUACUCUGAAACCUCCGACGGGGUCAGCUUGUUCGAAACAACCAUUCGCUAUCUUGCCGGCAUGCUGUCUGGCUACGACCUGCUCACCGGCCCUGCCUCGGGUCUGGUCAGCAACACUGAGAACGUAGACAACCUUCUCACCCAGGCCAAGAAUCUAGCAGAUGUGCUCAAAUUCGCCUUCUCGACCAAUUCCGGAGUUCCAUAUAAUAAUCUCAACAUCACAUCCCAGGCAAGUGACGGUGCGACCACCAACGGCCUGGCAGUGACUGGAACUCUGGUUCUCGAAUGGACGCGUCUCUCGGACCUGUUGGGCGAUGAAUCGUACGCCGAGCUCAGCCAAAAAGCAGAGUCGUACCUGUUGGCACCCCAGCCGUCAAGCGGAGAGCCCUUCCCCGGUCUUGUGGGCAGUAACAUCAACAUCAGCAACGGCGAAUUCGCUGACGGCAUCGUCUCGUGGAACGGUGGUGACGAUUCGUUCUACGAGUACCUGAUCAAGAUGUAUGUGUACGACCCCAAGCGGUUCGAGACAUACAAGGACCGGUGGGUCCUGGCAGCAGAAUCGGCCAUCAAACACCUCACGUCGCACCCGAAGCCUCGUCCCGAGCUGACUUUCCUCUCUUCGUACAACAACGGCAACUAUGAUCUGAGCUCCCAGCACUUGACCUGUUUCGAUGGUGGCAGCUACUUGCUUGGCGGUUCCGUGCUGGGUCGCCAGGAUUUCAUCGACUUCGGCCUCGAGCUUGUUCACGGUUGUGAGGCUACUUACAACCAGACCUUGACUGGCAUUGGCCCUGAUUCUUGGGGCUGGGACCCCGCCAAGGUUCCGUCGAACCAACGGGACUUCUACGAGCGCGCAGGCUUCUACAUUAACAGCGGCUACUAUGUUUUGCGCCCCGAGGUCAUUGAGAGCUUUUACUAUGCCUACCGCAUCACCGGAAGCGAGGUGUACCGCGACUGGGUGUGGAACGCUUUCGUAGCCAUCAACGCUACCACCCGUACAGAUUCCGGCUUCGCUGCUGUGACAAAUGUCAACGCAAAGAAUGGCGGCUCCAAGGACGAUAAUCAAGAGAGCUUCCUCUUCGCCGAAGUCAUGAAGUACUCAUAUCUCACUCAUGCAGAUGAUGCCGAGUGGCAGGUCCAGCCCGGCGACGGGAAUACCUUUGUCUUCAACACAGAGGCGCACCCCAUGCGCGUGAAACACACCUAA